Plectropomus leopardus (leopard coralgrouper) is the source of this 5660-nucleotide messenger RNA. Its product is annotated as sodium-coupled neutral amino acid transporter 3-like. Gene Ontology annotation, biological process: amino acid transmembrane transport; histidine transport; L-glutamine transport. Gene Ontology annotation, molecular function: L-histidine transmembrane transporter activity; L-glutamine transmembrane transporter activity; L-asparagine transmembrane transporter activity. The record is from RefSeq and is a predicted model, not a curated record. NCBI's taxonomy places the organism in Eukaryota, Metazoa, Chordata, Actinopteri, Perciformes, Serranidae. Gene Ontology annotation, cellular component: plasma membrane.
UGCGCGCGCUGGCUUCACAACAUACACACAACAAUAAUUUGAUUGGGGUCGAUGUGCGUGCGGUAGGCGGAACCCGGGCACUCUUCACAUCCCACUUUUGAGAAGAUUACGAGGACAAUUUAGUGGGAAAACAGAUGACAUUAACGCCGUGUGGAGGGAAGGCGGACGGACGUAGUGGGACAGAGGCAGGACGACACGCCACGGGUCGAGGCAGAGCCGAGCUGCGAGCGGAGACAAGAUCUGUGUGGAGAUAUUUGGAGUUGGAGGAGGACACUUCUUCUCUGAUUCCUGGAAGAAAUUAAAAACUUCAUCCUUGGAGCACUCAUUCUGCCUCAAAUAUUUACACAUUUCAGCAGGCUGAUUAUUAUACACACACCAAGGCACCAGAGCAGAUAUGAGUGAGGAUAAACCAGCCGAUACCGCGGAAACUGCCCCCGCAGAGGUGAACGCUAUUCCUAAUGGGAAAGGCCAUGAGCCCGGGGAGGAGAUCACAGCAUCGGCCAAAACCCCACCUGCAGAGGCCGGUGAAAAGGAAACUGUACCCAAUAGUGCCCAGAAUGCUAGUCCGCACAGAACAGAGAAUGCAGAGGCCAACCUCCCGGAGAGCCAGGAGUUCUUAUCAGGCGUGGACGACAAGAAGACCACUCGCUUCACAGAUUUUGAGGGGAAGACCUCGUUUGGGAUGUCUGUCUUUAACCUGGGCAACGCCAUCAUGGGAAGUGGAAUCCUGGGACUGGCGUACGCCAUGGCCAACACAGGAGUCAUCCUGUUUUUGGUUCUUCUAACAGUGGUGGCCGUCCUCUCGUCAUAUUCCAUCCAUUUGCUGCUAAAGUCGUCUGGUAUUGUAGGUAUUCGUGCAUAUGAGCAACUCGGCUACAGGGCCUUUGGGACCCCGGGGAAGAUGGCGGCAGGUAUUGCCAUCACGCUGCAGAACAUUGGAGCCAUGUCCAGUUACCUGUACAUCGUCAAGUAUGAGUUUCCUUUGGUCAUCCAGGCCUUUCUGAAGGUGGAUAAACCUGCAGGUGAAUGGUACCUGAACGGGAACUACCUUGUGAUCAUUGUGUCUAUAGCAGUAAUAUUACCGCUGGCUCUCAUGAAACAGCUAGGAUACCUGGGAUACACCAGUGGUUUCUCCCUGAGCUGCAUGGUUUUCUUCCUCGUUUCGGUCAUCUACAAGAAGUUCAAUACCCCUUGUCCAUUUGUGGACUUUGCAUUGAAUGGCACUGCCACUGGGCUGAAUGUCAGUGCCACAGACCCCGGCGGGGAGCCCGAUCCUGCCUGUAUUCCCAAAAUGGCCAACCUCAACUCACAAACGGCCUACACCAUCCCCAUCCUGGCGUUCGCCUUUGUGUGCCACCCCGAGGUCCUGCCCAUCUACACAGAGCUGCGCAAUCCCACCAAGAAAAAGAUGCAGCAUGUGGCCAACAUCUCCAUUGCAGUCAUGUACUGCAUGUACUUCCUGGCUGCCCUUUUUGGAUACCUAACUUUCUAUGGUGAAGUGGAAGCCGAGCUGCUUCACACCUACAGCCGCAUUGACCCGUAUGACUCUUUGAUUUUGUGCGUGCGCGUGGCUGUGCUCACUGCUGUCACACUUACUGUGCCCAUCGUGCUCUUUCCUGUACGGAGAGCGAUCCAGCAGAUGAUGUUUCCCAACAAGACCUUCAACUGGCCCCGUCACAUCGCCAUUGCCUUCCUUCUGCUCACCUCCAUCAACCUUCUGGUCAUCUUUGCUCCCAACAUCCUGGGCAUCUUUGGGGUCAUUGGUGCCACAUCUGCCCCUUGUCUCAUCUUCAUAUUCCCAGCUGUCUUUUACAUUCGUAUUGUACCCAAAGAAGAGGAGCCAAUGCGCUCAUUCCCCAAAAUCCUGGCCGCCUGUUUUGCUGGAAUAGGCUUCCUGUUUAUGACAAUGAGCCUCAGCUUUAUCAUCAUCGAUUGGACAACAGGCACCAGCAAAGCCAGCAGUGGUCACUAGGCACCAACCUCCAUUGUUUGUUCAGGUUUUAUAUUGUUGAUUUAGAUCUGUGUUGUAAUGUUACAGUUUUUACUUUGAAUGAUGUUUGAUGUCGAAGAUGCCCUGUCUUUUUUCCAUUAGAGGUUAUUGGCCACAGAGAAAGACUAGAGUUCAGGAUGGCUCUCAAUAUCUCUCCAAACACUUACUCUAAUGACGUUACACUGCACUGAACAUCCUGCCAAACAGUGACUGCAGAUCCAGGCCACUAGACUUUAGUGGAAAGUUGAUAGCUGAAUUUACAAAAUAGGCCAGGUGCAUAAAGAUUAUUGUUGCCAUGUGGAGGCUGUGCCUUGUGAGAUGGAUGUAAAGAUAAGAAACAAUAUAGAGCGCUGCUGUCUUUAUACGCCUUUCCCUGUAUUGGUUGUGAGCAUCUGCCCCAUUCCUGUCUUGUCCCUCAAAUAAUAUGUGAUCUGCAAACUGCUCCUCAGAUUAUAACCCAUAAUCUAAGACACAUUCCUUUUAACCAUUGAAUGAGAAAAAUCUAUGGAAUGAUAAACAAUUAUUUUAUGAUUUUUAUGCCUAUUAUUAUUAUUAUUGUUAUUAUUCUAAGUUAUUUGAAUAAUUACAUAUUUGCCACUCCUCUGCAGCUACAGAGGAAAGUGAUAGUAAAAGCUAUUGCACAAAAAGACAAAUUAGAUAUAGUCCAACAUUUUCUGGAAAUGAACUUCGGCCAUUUUCUUGCUCAGAAGAUUGAUGCCACUCUCCUAAAUUUGAAGUUGCAGCCAGCAGCUGGUUAGCUUAGUUUAGCAUAAAGACCAGAAAAUGUUGAAUUGUUUUUAAAAGUGUGCAGCCUUUAGCUUCACUCCACUAACUUGUGCUGCUGCUGGUUAUUUUAAGGUUCGGAUGUGUUAACAUUCUCACCUCCGCUAGAGCAGGGUGCAAAACCACAGUGGAGUAUGUGGAAUAAUGUUGUGAGCACAUUUAUCUUAACAUUCCUACCCAAUAUGAUCUAGAUGUAUAUUUUUUAUUAUUAAUCUCUACUUGAUAAAAACCUCAGAAGAUGCAGUAGGGACUGACGACAUGACCCUCAGUUAGGUCUUACUGAGACUCAUUAUUCUUAAUGGUCGAGCAGGGAUGAUUUUUACCUGGAUGUGUUGUUUCUGAACAUUUACUGGAAGUAAUCAGAGAUAACCAAAACAAAAAACAACAGGGUCUCCGCUAGGCUUGGGUGGUAUCAAGGUGUAAUGGUAUACUUGGAUAUGUAGAAAUCUUGAAGGUAUGAUUUUCAAUACUGUCAAAAAUACAGUUGUUCUUUUUUUCUGAUAAACUGAUAGAUGCUGCAUUGAGAUAAUGUCUUGUAGAGCACAGAAAGUGCUCUCUGGUGGAACAGACAGGGGAGCUGUGACUGCAUGUCAUGGAGAUAAUGUUACAGGGCAAGUCAAAAAGAAAAGAUGUCUCUGCCCCUGUUUGGGGGUUUAGUCACAUGUAACUUUGUCUUGAGAUGAACUGCUUCCAACGACAAAAGUGACAAAAGUGUAUUAGGGAAACGACUUUAUUCAACACAUCAUCUUCGUUGAGCACGCUGAUGUGUUGGUGUCCGCUGCAGCAACAACUGUCAUGGGGUUAUUAUUGUAAGAGCCAUGAGUAUUUAAACCCAGUAAGACUAGUUGAAGUAGGAUACAGGCAUGGUGAAGACCGCAACACAAGUUAUAUUCAUAAAGCCUUCACUUUCUGUGGAACAGCCUCGUCUUUAUUAGAAAAAUACACAAUUAAAAACCAAAGAGCAUGGAGUCAGUAAGUAGAAAACACUGAAUUUGUCAAAAAGAUGCCAAUAAAGUAUGUAUGAUUUUCUCUAAAUCUAUCAGAAUAUACAAAUUGAGUUCACUAUUUGGGUUAUUUGCACAGUUUAUCAGCUGCUCUCGGCUAUAUUAUUGUUAUGCAUUUAAUAUUAUAUGAUAUAUCCAUAUAAUGUGUCACUUUGUCAGGGGUCGUCAGUUUACUCAAUGAUAGAAAAGAGGUCCUUUAAGGAAAAAAGGAACCACUGGGCUAGACAAUGCUAUACAUGCCACAAUGUCAUCUAUCACCAGUAGCUCAGCUUUUAUAUUUUUUAUUUUCUUUAAUUCUUUUUUAAUUUUAUUUUUUUUUACACAAAUUCUAUGCUGGCAUGAAAAAAAUGAUACUACCCAAGCCUAGUCACUUCAUAAAGUGGUUAGUAACAGUUUGGUGUCUGUAAAUAUUUGUGUCCAGCACAAGCUUGAUCCCUAACAGAAAUGACACACAUGGGAUUACUGUCUCUUUAACAAUCUUGAAACGUCGGUGGUUAGCAAUAGCACUUUCCGUUGAUAAGCACAACUUCUUGUAGCCAUUAAUAGGUUCAAACACAAGCAAAUGAUUUGUGAUGAAUUCACAUAUCUGAUAGAUGUGAUUUAAGGGCAUGUCCCUUUUGUAUAACUAAAUCUAUGGUGAAGUAAUCAGUUUAAUGUAGAUUACAAGCGAAUUAGCAAUGUGUAUCGAUGGUAUAAUAUGGAUGUCUUCUCAAACAUUACUUGAAAUAACGUUAAGGUUAGCUUUCCUGUGAGCCCCUGCGGUCAUUAGUUUCCUCCUCUGGUCUGUUUUGUAGGUAAAACGACUAAUUAUUGGAUGUACUGUUGGAGGUUUUUAAGUGUGCGUAUCGUUUAAAAAAGAAAUCAUGGCUCCAAUGUAUUUGAACUAUAUAUGCAUCAGUGUUGUUAAACCUGGACCUAUACUCUGAUCAGAAGUAUAAUUCAAGUGUUCGUCUCCUGCCAUUGAUAGAUUAACUCUUGUUUUAAAUGUCAUGUUUAAUGUUCAUUGAAUCUGACUCUGUGAUGAAAUGCAAAACCUGUUAAUGAUUGAUUUUAUGUUUUUUUCUUCGCUUAUAUUUGUCUUUUAUUGUCAGUGGCAUAUCAUCAGUGGUAUACUUUGGGUCGUUUCUGACUUCCUUGCUGCUUCUCGGCAGACAUAACCCACUAACUAUGUGAGUUGUUACUAAGCUGGUGUACUUGCCUACAUUUCACUUUUUUAUGAUAAACUCUGUUACACCAGACUACAGUAAGUGCAGUAUGGGUGAGUAUUGUCCAGUCAAUUUGUUACACAACAAACCUCUUAAAUCCCUUGUUUUGACAUUGUAUCUAGAUAUUUGGUUGUCUUUAUGUACCUGUACGCAGAGGGAAUCAUGUGAAUCAGCCACCGGGGCAUAACAUAGUGUUUGGUGUUGUUAAACCAAUGCAAGGGUUAUACUUAUUUCCCCAACUGUUCCUUGUUUGACCUUAGUGAGAUUUUCAAUGGUGCACAAACAUAAAACACUUCAAAACCUCACAACAUGGAAAAAAUAGAAACCCGCGGCAGUAAAGUGAGGGGAAACACUGUGUGAGUGGCUGAUACAAGAUGAUCUCUGGUGACCUCUAAUUAAAUCUCAGUGUUGUUAGUCUCCCUCUUUGUGUGAUUUAUUGAAAAAGUGUAUGAUUGAAUAGUAACAUAUUAAAUAUUGACACCGGCCAGCAUUUAUAAAUAAUGUAUAUAAAUGUAUACCCUUUAUAUUCUAUAUGCAUAUCUAGUUUGUACAAUGUAAAUAGCAAUUAAAGUUUUAGUCUGAUUAAAAAAUAUAAAUGUAAUCAUUUUCAAAGUGCUUUUAAACCUUUUUGUCCUUCAAUUCAUGUCGAUUUUCUUGUAUCUCUAUAUAUUUUAAUAU